AUGGCGACGUUCUCGGCCUCGGCGGCGGUGGGCGAGGUGCUCCGGCAGCCCGACGAUCUCGUCAAGCUGAGCGCGUUCCGCAACAAGCUGCUCAAGGAGAAGGCGACACUCGAUGCCAAGUUGCAGGAGGGCGUGCGGUCGCAGCUCGACGCGACGCGUGACGCACUCCUCAAACUGCAGGAGAGCCGGGCGGCGGUGGCCGCGAUACGCGAGGAGAUGAUCGAGGUCGAGAAGCUCAAGCGCGACAAGGUUGAGGGCGAGGUGUUUGACAAGAUUACGCGCGUCAGUCGCGUGCACCGUAACUUUACGCAAACUGCCAAGAUGGUCAAUGAGCUGCAGAACAUGGCCGACAAGGUCAACCAUCUCGGCGCGCUGCUCGAGGACGACCGCACGCAGCCUGGUGGGCCCAUUGGCCCGUCGCCCAACCUCCUGCCUAUCCACUUUGAGUUGCAGAAGCUCGAGUCGUUCCGCAACGAGACAAUGCACUCGGCGAAGCGCGGGACGAAAGAGGACAGGGCGAUCCUUGCGCAGUGGUUUGGGCCACUCGACGUGCUCACCCACGCGUUUGAGAGCUGGCUGUGGGAGAUCAGCGCCAACCUCAUCGAGAUUGCAGGCGGAGGAAACAGGGGCACGGUCGUGCGGCUGGUGAAAAUCAUCGAGUUCGAGUCCAACCAAGACGAGAAGGCUGUCGCGCUACGACUGGUACGUAAAGUUGCCGCGAACGAUGCUGCGCGCUCGACGCAGGCCAACGCGCGUGUCAUCAAGAACUACCGCCACAAGAUGCUGGAUGCGAUGGAGGAAAGAAUUAAGGCCAAGUUCGAAGCCGAGUGGGAGGCGUGUCACGGUGACGACCUGGCAUACAUCCGCGGCCUUGACGAGUGGCUGUUCGCCGACGUCGUGCGGAUCAAGGACGAGCUCGAGUCGCUGUUCCCCGCCGACUUUAAUGUCGUCCAAUGGUACAUCAAGCGGUACCACAAGACGCUGAACGCAAUGCUCAUACGUAUCGUCCAGGCCGGGCCAGACGCUCAGGUGCUCCUCCAGUUACACGCGUGGAUCAAGCGCUAUCGCACGACCAUGAAGGGUGAGGUGCCAGUCGAGUGGCUGACGCCCCCUCUGCUGGAUGGGCGAUCGCAGGACCUUAUCGAGGACUACGUCAAGCUCAUCGUCACAAAGCUCGACGAGUGGACAGUCAAUCUCCAGAAGGAGGAGAUGAACAAGUUCCGCCUGCGCGAAACCGAGCCACAGAUCACCCACGAGGGGCUGUUCGGAAUGGACGGUGUCGUCGACUUCUUCCAACUCGUCAACCAACAAGUCGACCUGUCGCUCGAGUCGAACCAGGGCGCGGUGCUCGCGCGUGUGGUGACCGAGUGUGGGCGCGUCAUGCACCGCGUGCAGAGCGAGUGGGUUGAGCUCGUCGCGUCGGAAGUGCGCCUCUCGACCGAGAAGCGGCCGGAGGAGGUCGCCCCAGGCUUGGUCGAGUACACGAUGGCACUGGCGAACGACCAGCUCCGCGCAGCCGACUACACCGAGGAGCUUCAGGCGCGCCUAGAGCCCCUCGUGAGCGACAAGUACAAGGGAACGAUCACGGGCAGUCUGAACGACGCAAUCGACGGCUACCUGGACGCCGCGAAGCAGUGUACGAGCGCACUAGUCCAGUUCGUGUUCAACGACCUCCGCCCCGCCACAAGCAAGCUCUUCGCACCAGAGUGGUACUCGGGUGCCUUGACGACGACAAUCGUCGCAACGAUGAGAGACUACAUGUCCGACUAUCAGGGGCAUCUGAACGGGUCUCUCUUCGACCUCCUCGUGGACGACAUGGUUGACGCCUUCCUCGCCACGUACCUGACAGCACUGCGGCGCGCACCAGCCAAGAGCCUGCGCAUGCCCAAGGCAACGGAUAGACUGAACAGCAACGUUGGCGAGGCCUUCGACCUGUUCCAGAACUACCGCGCUCCGCAGGACAUCGAGGGUCCGUUCGAAGUCAUGAAGAUUGUCGGGAGCAUGUUGGAUGCUAGCGCGGAAAUGGUCGUGUUGGAUUGGCACGCGUUCGCCAAGGAACAUGGCCCGCAGCUCGCCUUCACAGAGGCACUAUUGCGCGCGCGCGACGAUCUCGACCGCGGAGAUAUUGCCGAUACGAUGGACACGUUGCGCCGCCGCGUGGCAGAGGAGGGACUCGGCGACCCCGAAGAGCCGACUAUUAUGAACCGUAUCCACGGAUACACGGGCGCCGCGGGCCUCAUGCGCAACAUUGCGACGUACGCCGACAACGUGGCUGGGCGAAUGCGUCGGCGCGACUAG
Messenger RNA from Cutaneotrichosporon cavernicola, 2298 nucleotides. RefSeq lists its product as uncharacterized. Gene Ontology annotation, molecular function: SNARE binding. The record is from RefSeq and is a predicted model, not a curated record. Bases 1 to 2298 code for a protein of 765 amino acids. NCBI's taxonomy places the organism in Eukaryota, Fungi, Basidiomycota, Tremellomycetes, Trichosporonales, Trichosporonaceae. Gene Ontology annotation, biological process: exocyst localization; exocytosis. Gene Ontology annotation, cellular component: exocyst. The transcript has 2 exons.